AUGCCUGUGCGUGCUGCCCGUUUGCCCUGCAAGGCCGAUCAUUUCAAGAUCAAGGCAGACGGUCAAGAUGCUUUCCUCGACGGUUACAUGACCGUCCGUGCUCCGUACGGCUUCACCUUCGAGGAGGAGUGUCUGCAGUUUGUCGAAGUCUCCGAAAGCGCUACUUUCGGCCCCAAAGUGCGCUUCCCGGAGGAGUUUGCGGUGUGGCCAAGCGACGUUGCAAUCAGUACUUGUCGGGGUGUGGAUCGCAUGGCCUCCCUGUGGCUGCAGUUUGCGACGGGGGCGCGGCUGAUUGCCAACCAGCUGUACAUCUUCCGCAUCGGGAUCAAAUCGAACCCAAUGGUGACGCCGGAGGUGAAUCGGUGGGUCGUGCAGCUCGGGAGUGAAGCAUCUGAGCCUAUCGAGGGCAUGAC
Messenger RNA from Symbiodinium sp. CCMP2456, 413 nucleotides. Lineage: Eukaryota; Dinophyceae; Suessiales; Symbiodiniaceae. The record is from the annotation of a GenBank genome assembly.